GGCGCGCGGCGCGUCGUGCGCACGGCGGCGACCGAAGGCGAGAUGACCCCCGAGGAACAGUUCGCCGCGGCGUCGGUCGGCAUCCCGGAUUACGACCCGGAUGCCAUCUUCCCGAGGACGAAGGAACGCGACCCGUACCGCCGACUCGGCAUAUCGGACGAGUCGACGUUCGAGGAGGUUCAAGACGCGAGAAACUACCUCGUGGAGACGUACCGCGCGCACGUCGCGGGCGUCGAGGCGAUCGAGCAGGCGUUCGAUAAGAUCAUCAACGACCGCCUCUCGACUCGUAAAAAAGCGAAAGGGAUGAAGAAGGCGUUGCGGAAGCAGAAGAAGGGGGAGAACUACGUGCCGCCGUUCAUGGAGCGACUGAAGGCGCAGUUCGAGAAGCCGGACCAGACGACGAUCAUGCGCAGAGCGCUGAUGUACGCCAUCAUGAUGGGGUGGGCGAUCGUCUCCGCCGGGAACGCCCCGAGCGGGCCCGCGUUCCAGAUGGCCAUCUCGUUCGGUCUUUGCGUCUACUUUCUCCACGACAAACGCGGCGGCGCCGCCGCGGGCGCGCCUCUGGGAAAGAGCUUCAUCAACGCCUUCGCCGCGUUGUCGCUCGGGUUCGUCGUCGGGUCGCUGUUCCCGUUGUACAUUCCGAUCUUCCCUCCCGCGUGGGGGCCGGAGCUGAUCCUCUCGCUGUUCUCCAUGGUGUCGUUCUUCAUCUUCGCGACGUUCUUGAAGUGAUUGAAGUGAGAGGAGGGCGAGAGGAGGGCGCGGAGCGAGGGAGAGAGCGCGCGGGGCGAAGCCGGCGAGAUGCGACGAGGCGACGCGAGCGUAUUUUUUACAGCGACGAGCCACACAAAUAUUA
This is a messenger RNA of Micromonas pusilla CCMP1545, 853 nucleotides long. RefSeq lists its product as uncharacterized. The transcript has 3 exons. NCBI's taxonomy places the organism in Eukaryota, Viridiplantae, Chlorophyta, Mamiellophyceae, Mamiellales, Mamiellaceae. Gene Ontology annotation, cellular component: chloroplast membrane. The coding region runs from base 43 to 729 and encodes 228 amino acids. The record is from RefSeq and is a predicted model, not a curated record.